Vanrija pseudolonga is the source of this 1095-nucleotide messenger RNA. RefSeq lists its product as uncharacterized. Lineage: Eukaryota; Fungi; Basidiomycota; Tremellomycetes; Trichosporonales; Trichosporonaceae. Bases 1 to 1095 code for a protein of 364 amino acids. The transcript is spliced from 2 exons. The record is from RefSeq and is a predicted model, not a curated record.
AUGGCCGCCCCGUCGUCUCAGACCUCCUUCCACCCAGAGUAUGCCGACGCCGCGGGCGGUGACCGCCCCGCCGGCACUGUCGUCCUCGAAUCGCGCGACGGCGUGCUCUUCGCGGUCCCGCUCGCACUCCUCGCCAAGCGCUCGACCUUCUUCAAGGACCUCGCCGAGCUGCCCGUCGCCAACGACGACCCCAUCCCGCUGCUGUCCGCGUCGGCACCAGCCCUCAAGUUCGCGCUCGACUACCUCGUCAAGACGGACCCCAAGUUCCCGCCCGUGCCGAGCUGGGAUGUGGCCUUCCUCACCGACUGUGUGGACGUCGCGUUCGCGUACGGGCUGCACAUUGUCUUUCUCGCGCUCCUCGACGGGCUGCGCGAGAAUGACCCGUUCACGGGGUUCGCCCUCGAGUCACUCUUCAUGACCUGCUCGUACGGGCCUAUCAACCCGCCCGAGUACCGCAAUCUCCUGCACGACUGGGUCGACGAGCUGCUCGCGACGCCGCUGAGCACCAUGAGCGCGUGGUGCCGCAGUACACUCGAAACUCGCGCGCCGUACGCGCUCGACGCGCUUGAGCGGUUCUACGCGCGCCAAGCCGAAGCCGAGGCAGCGUUCGAGCGCGUCGACGAGGCAGCACUCCGCGCGCAGCAGCCAAACCUCGCAAGCGAGUGCGUGCACUGCAUCCUCGGGGACUGGGAGCGCGCGCACGCGCACUGGGUGUCCGGGGGCGUCGCGCUGGUCAAGGACUUGCCUGACGACGUGGGGCAGUUCGUCGCCCAGACGUAUGCCAAGAUCGAGUGCCCCGUCUGCCGGCGCAGAAUGAAGAAGUAUUUCGCGUUCCUGUGGACGUCGGAGGGCCCAAAGACAGAGUGGUACAAGUGGCCCUUGAUGCUCGGCGUCGAGGAGGGCUGGGACGACGACUGGGACGAGUUCCAUACCGACCUCUACGACGACCUGUCGUUCCUCAACGUCGACGACGACAUGUUCUACGAGGACGACGACUUCAACGAGGAAGACGACUUUAACGAGGACGAUGACUACGCCGACGACGACGGAGAGACGAUCGACACGAUUAGCUAUUGUGACACCGACUUCAACUAG